AUGGCUUAUCGUACAAAAAUUUUACCACAUAAAUUCACAAAACAAGAACAAGAAUUGCAUAUAAUUUCAAAUCCAUUUGACACUACUCGACAAUAUUUACUUCAACAUGAUGAUUACGAAGCUCCAUUAACUGCACAUACGCUGAAACCAAAUUCGAAAUGGAUUACAGUACGAAAUAAUAUGCAUAAAAUUCGUAGUUGGCGUGAAGUUGAUACAUCGAAUGUUGAUGAAAAAUUUCGUGAUUGGUAUAUAUUCUUUCAAAUUAGACGUGAAUUACGACGUGCACAGGCAGAUAUCAAAGACAUUGAACAACGAUCAGAUUUUGUUCCUGUUCGUUAUUUUGAAUUACCUACUGAUUCAACACAUACUAACCGUGUUAAUGUAUCACAUGUACGGCCAACGGACAUGUUAUAUUACCCUAGUUUUGAUCGUGACCCUAUGGUUUUACAAGCAUUACUUUAUUAUUUUUCGAAAGAAUGCGCUGUACCAUAUGAAAGUGUAUUUCGCACAUUUUUAACUAAUGUUUGUUCAAUUAUAAGUCGAGAUCGAGAACGUCUUCGUCGAGCAGCUGUUUUUCGUCAAGUAGCAUUAAUUCUAGCAAUAGUUGUUUUUAUUAUUCUUGGUCUUAUGUUGAUUUCAUUGCUUCUUAGUGUAUUAGGAACAACAGCAAAUUUAUCAAGCAUGUACAACAAUGAUCCUGAUGGAGGAAUCGAAUGGCGUGAACCUUCAACAACUGUAGAGACAACUCUAAUUAAUUUUUAA
This is a messenger RNA of Rotaria sp. Silwood1, 762 nucleotides long. The record is from the annotation of a GenBank genome assembly. NCBI's taxonomy places the organism in Eukaryota, Metazoa, Rotifera, Eurotatoria, Philodinida, Philodinidae.